UCUCUGUCCGACCCACGCGCGGAGCUGCCGGGGGCUCCUUAGCACCCGGGCGCCGGGACCCUCGCCCUUCCGCAGCCUUCACUCCAGCCCUCUGCUCCCGCACGCCAUGAGGUCGCCCUUCUACCGCUGCCAGAACACCACCUCGGUGGAAAAGGGCAAUUCGGCGAUGAUGGGAGCGGUGCUCUUCAGCACCGGCCUCUUGGGCAACCUGCUGGCCCUGGGGCUGCUGGCGCGCUCGGGGCUGGGGUGGUGCUCCCCGCGUCCACUGCGCCCGCCGCCCUCGGUCUUCUACGUGCUGGUGUGUGGCCUGACGGUCACCGACUUGCUGGGCAAGUGCCUCCUAAGCCCCGUGGUGCUGGCUGCCUACGCUCAGAACCGGAGUCUACGGGUGCUUGCGCCCGCAUUGGACAACUCGCUGUGCCAAGCAUUCGCCUUCUUCAUGUCCUUCUUUGGGCUCUCCUCGACACUGCAACUCCUGGCCAUGGCACUGGAGUGCUGGCUCUCCCUAGGGCACCCCUUCUUCUACCGACGGCACAUCACCCUGCGCCGGGGCGCACUGGUGGCCCCGGUGGUGAGCGCCUUCUGCCUGGCUUUCUGUGCGCUACCUUUCAUGGGCUUCGGGAAGUUAGUGCAGUACUGCCCCGGCACCUGGUGCUUUAUCCAGAUGGUCCACGAGGAGGGCUCGCUGUCGGUGCUGGGGUACUCUGUGCUCUACUCCAGCCUCAUGGCGCUGCUGGUCUUCGCCACCGUGCUGUGCAACCUCGGCGCCAUGCGCAACCUCUACGCGAUGCACCGGCGGCUGCAGCAGCAGCGGCGCUCCUGCACCAGGGACCGUGCCGAGCCGCGUGCGGACGGGAGGGAAGCGUCCCCGCAGCCCCUGGAGGAGCUGGAUCACCUUCUGCUGCUGGCACUGAUGACCGUGCUCUUCACUAUGUGUUCUCUGCCCGUAAUUUAUCGCGCUUACUAUGGAGCAUUUAAGGAUAUCAAGGAGAAGAUCAGGACCUCUGAAGAAGCAGAAGACCUCCGAGCCUUGAGAUUUCUAUCUGUGAUUUCAAUUGUGGACCCUUGGAUUUUUAUCAUUUUCAGAACUCCGGUAUUUCGGAUGUUUUUUCACAAGAUUUUCAUAAGACCUCUUACGUACAGGAACUGGUGCAGCAGUUCCACUCACAUGGAAUCCAGUCUGUGAUGGUGUUUUUCACUCUGUGGUGCGCUGAGGAAUAUGUCACAUGUUCAGUCAAAGAACCAUGAUUUUAAAAAAAACUUACAAUUUAAAUCCUUAGAAGUUAUCUUCCAUAACAAAAGCAUGUAUAUGUAUUUUCAAAAGUAUCUGAUAUCUUAACAAUGUGUUACCAUUCUAUAGUCAUGAACCCCUUCAGUGCAUUUUCACUUUGUUGUUAACAGCAACUAAAAUUUCAUAUAUUGUCACCAAUGUUAAAAUUCUUAAAAAGCAAUGGUAUUGUCCCUACAUUUGUACUUGGUGGCCCUGUUCUGUUUAGAGAGGCCUUGAGACAUAUGGGUCUUAUAAAAUAUAGUGGAAACACCACCAUUUAUGAUUAUGUGAUGGGCAUUCUUAAAAAGCAUAAUUUCUUACCCUAUUCAUUUUUUGGUGAAACCUGAUUCAUUGAUUUUAUAUCAUCAUUGCCCCUGUUUAGUUCAUUUCUUUGCCAAUUGAUCUAAGCAUAGCCUGAAUUAUGAUAUUCAUAAAGAAGCGAGGUGGGAAAUAUGACCAGGUCAGGCGGUUGGAGGGGCUUCCCCAGCCACCAUCGGGGAGUACUUGCUGCCUCAUGUGGAGACCUGAAGCUAUAACUAGACACAGAGCAAGAUAUGACUAUAGCCCACAACCCAAAGAAGCAAAAAUUCAUUUUUAUCUUUUGAAGUCCAGUUUCUUUUGUAUUGAGUCAAGGGUGUCAGUAGGAAUCAAAAUUUGGGGGUGGGUUGCAAAAUGUUCUUUCAGUUUUUAAAACCUCCGUUUUAUAAAAGAUUUAUCCUAUCAGUGGAUUCUUUGGUGGAAGGAUUUAUGCUUCUUUGAAAACCAGUGUGUGACUUACUGUAGAGCCAUGUUUACUGUUUGACUGUGUGGCACAGUGGGGCAUCUGGCACAGCAAAAAGCCCACCCAGGACUUAGCCUCAGUUGACGAUACUAACAAUGGCCUUAACAUCUACCUUAACGCUACCUAUUACAGCCGUUUUCUGCUGUCUGUGGAGACAGUAAGAUCUUAGGUUCACAAGAUUUUACUUCAAAUUACACCUUCAAAACUGGAGCAGAAUAUAGCUGAAAAGGAGCACAACUGAGCACUUUAACAGUCAUUUAAACGUUUACAAGGGUCAGCAACAUAAUGACCGAAAGGGAAAAGUGGAGGAAACGCAGCUGCAACUGAAGCGGAGACUCUAAACCCAACUUGCAGGUUAGAGCUUUCACCUUUGGUAAAAGAACAGAUCGGGGAGGUUAGAGGGGUUUCAGCAUCUCUGGAGUUCCUUUGGAUCGGACACUCUCAGGACUCCGAGAUGCAAAGCCUGCUGCUACAUUUGCGUAGACUCAAGACCUCCAGCCAGAAGUCCCUUCCAAAGACAAGAGUACUCAUGUUUACUUAUUUCCAACUUAGCAGCAACCUCAUUUGUUUCACUUAUGUUUUUUCCCGUAUCUCAGAGAUAAUAUAAAGCUGGGUAAUUUUUUAUGUAAUUUUUUGGUAUAGCAAAACUGUGAAAAAGCCAAAUUAGGAAUACAAGAAUUAUGAUUUGACAGUAUAACAUGAUGAAAAAAAUGCAGUUGUUUUUGAAAUUUAACUUCUGUUUGUAUCUUCAAUGUGUAAGUACAUGUGUGUUUUAUUGUCAGAGGAAGAAUGUUUCUUGUAUUCUUUUUUGGAGAGGUGUGUCAUGAUAAUUGUCCAGUUAACUUGAAAAGGCCCCAGAUGAAUCAAUAAAUAUAAUUUUAUAAUAUUUUGCAGAGGAAAUUACUUUUCUUUAAAUGAAAGAAAAAAGCUUGGUUUUCUUUUGAGCAAACUGUUGCCAGCAAUAUUUCAUUGUCUAGCAGUUUCAUAGUGUGAAUUUUUAUACACUGUCCAAUUAACACUUACAUUACUUUAAACAAGCUUUCAUAGACUUACCUAAGGACUUAGUACUCCUUUUUGUUUUAUACAAAAUGUAGAUAUACCAUCUGGAUGAAGUCCAUGUUGAGAUAAAACCAACUCUUCCAUAAUCUUUGUAGAUUUAUUCAUUAAUUCAUUAAAUAAUUGACAGAGACCUUGUGCCAAGCAGCUGAUUAGGUGCUGAAGAAAAGAAUAAAAAUAAGACUUAGUCAUAGUUCUUGAGUUGCUCAUUGUCCACUGCAGGAGAGAGGAGUGUAAACAGUUAGGAUACAGCAUAGAAAUUCUCCAAGUAUUGUGAGUACGCAAUACUAUUUAUUACUAUUAGAAGUAGUAAUAAAUUUACUAUUAGAAGUAGUAAUAAAUUUACUAUUAGAAGAGGAGGCCCAAACUAGGGACCACGUGUAGAGUUGUCAGGAGAACUUCACAGGAAGGAGAUGCAUUGAAAGUCAAGUAUUGAAAACAAGUAGGAAUUUUGACACUGAUUGAAAACUGAAAAGAACACAAAGAGAAAGUUUACGUAAGAUAAAAUAUAUACGGUUAAUAAAUGUAGACAAAUAUUCAGCCUAAUCAAAGAAAUACAAAAAUCAAAUCAAAUUGUAUAACAACAACAAACAACAACAACAAAAAAAAACCUAUGACUCUCAAUAACAGAGGUUAUUCAGAGAAGAACAUUCAUGUUCCCCUGGCGAGUUCGUAAAUGUGUAUACCCUUUCUUGAUAGCAACCCGACAGUGUAUCAAGAACCUAAAGUGUUCUUUGCUGUUGUUCCAGUCAUUCCACUGUAGCAUUCUCUUGCAGAAAAAAUACACAUGAAAAUUAUGUAUUUCUCAAUAUCUUUCCCUUUCCCCUUUAGAUAUUGAAACCCUCAAAAUUGUCCUGGACAAGCAGCAGUGGCAACACCUGAAACUUACUACAAAUGCAAAUUCUCCAGCUCCACGUCAGACCUGUUGAAUCAGAAUCUCUUGGGUGGGGCCAGCAAUCUGGGCUUUAACGUGCCCUCCAGGUGAUUCUCAUGCAUGCUAAUAUUUGAGAACCACUGCUCUGCACAAAACAAAACAAAAAAAAAAGAAAAAUACCAAAAAAAGAUAAGAAAGUAUGUGAUAGACUGUAUGUUUCUCUGACCUCUGAUUCUCAGAUCCUUUCAGUUGCAGAUAAUCUCUCAACACCUGAACUUCUACAGUGUUUUUAUCUAUAAUGUUCUCAGCAAAGUUACAGCUUUUAAAUAUCUUUCAAUAUUGGAAGCCAUUACUGAUUAUUUCCCAAGUUCAAAGUUCUUAUAGCAGUGAUGGGACCUGUCUUGCUCACUUGGAGGUAAAGAUGCUACCUUCGGCAAUGAUAUUUCUUUGGCCUCCUGCAGACACGUAAUUGGGCACUAAGUCUGAUGCUGUUCCCUUGUGAAAGAAGAUAAACUAAAGAGCCUUUGUUUAUGAAAAUAUUGUCAAAGAUUAUAUCUAAAGUGAGCUUUCAUUAGGGAUUGAGUAUUUUCUAGCUCUCUAUAGGAUAAAAAUUUCCAUUGAAAUAUGUAAAGCUAUUUUCAAAAUUUCAUAAUUUGACUUUCUUGUAUAUUUUCAGGAAAAUAUUAUACAUUUAAUCUUUCUUUCCAGGCAUUAAAAUCCUUGAGGACUAGACAGUCACCUAUUUUUUUCUCAUUUCUCCUAGUAAUUCUACACAUAUACUGUAGAAGAGCUAUAAAUAUACUAUAAAUAUAUUGAAUAAAAGGUGUUCUCUCUCAUGAUAGUCCUAAAAUGUACGUCUAUUCAAUAAGAGGCUGCUGUACGGCUUGGUUAAAGAUUCCUCUGUAUCUGAUGAAGAAUGUUCUCAUAUCACCAUGUAAGGAUUUUUCUCUUAGGCCAACCAAAGGUGAAAAUAGUACACGUAGGAGAAAAUAUUUUUGCUCUAUAUUAUUUCCCACUGUUAUAGACAUUAUGUAAGUUAACAUGUAUGUUUCAAUUUUUAUCCAGGAAAUAGCAACUCAUACAUGAUGAAAUUAACAACAUAAAAAGUUUGUUAAUUAGGCAAUCUUAACGUUGUAAAAACAACUUUGUCUUAUUAGAACAGUGUUGAGUGGCCUACUCUUUAAUUAUUUUCUUCAGUGAGGCUAGGAUUGCUGGUCUGGGUGUUCCCAGACUCUAGGUGGAGGAAAGCUGAGCGCAUAGGAUGGGUGGUACUAUAAUUAGGCUUCCUCUCCCUACCGUUUCACAAUAGCCAAAUUCAGUGGAAUGAAUUAGCAGAUCUCACCUGAUAUCAGUGAGAUGAACAUUCUAGUCUUCCAGAUAUUUUUAUACAAACUGCACGAACUCAGGAGUCAGUUCAAUUUAAAAAUAUUUGCAACGAAGGUGUUUAGAACCUAUCAUGCUCUGGUUACAAAUACAGGGAGAAGAUACAAGCUUUUCUUUCCCCCAACUAAAAUGCUUCAACCAGAGAAAACAAUAAAAAUACAGUCAAGUCAAAGCUCAAAUGAAAGUACAUUUUAGGUGAAGUAUAGGGUCCUAUGAUGAUCUUAAACCCAGUAAGCACUUGGAGUCUAAUUGGAAACACAAGACAAACUAGAAGUUAAAAAUCAUGCAGUGUAGUGCGAAUGUUACAAAGUACUAAAGUAUGAGUUAUAGAUUUCAAAACAAUAAAGCCCCAAAUUGGUGAUAAUUGAUGUUUAAGAUUAGUCUAGCAAUGCACUGUAUAAACACCUGGGCAAACAAAGUUGGUAGCUUGCCAACAUCAGUUUCUUAUCACUACAAAAUAGAAUAUGGAAACAAUAACUGUCAUGACACACAAUUCAUAAUGAAUUUAGAAAAUACUGUUCAUUCCCCCCAAAUUAAAAAACACCCAGAGUUCCCAAUUAGAUGAAAAAGAUAAAGUACAGUGAUUUACUGAUUAUGAUUGUGUGAAAGUAAAAAAAAUCUUGGGACCCCAAACUCACUAAGCCAAAUGGAAACGUCAAGUUAGAAACUGGGUCAUGCCAACCUGCAUCUCAUUUUGGUUCCUAAAUAAGAUGGCUAAAAUACAAAAAGCUACAUACCUCCAUCACAUUUCGCCCACAGGGAAAUUCCUUGGAGGCCCCAAGACUUUUACCCUAAAGUGUUUCUGUUAAGAUGCAUCAUGGCAAUGUGAACCGAUAGCUUUUCUCCACAGGUGUGGGGACAUAGGCGCGAACUCAAAGUCAUCCCUCUGCCCGCCUGAGACAAAUGCAUAUCUGAUUGUUUCCUCUGCUCUAUCGUCUACAUUAUCUAUAUUAUGUAAAAAUGCAGAUUCACUGAGUCAGACAAAGGCAUGAAUGACUGUUUUCCCCUACCCUCUUCUCACAUGAAAAUUAUGUAUUUCUCAAUAUCCUUCCCUUUCCCCUUUAGAUAUUGAAACCCUCAAAAUCAUCUUUGGGGAAAGGAAUAGACCUAUCUCCCAGGUGUGUAUCCUUAACUUUGGCAAAUAAACCUCAAAAAAUGAUUGAGA
This is a messenger RNA of Macaca mulatta (Rhesus monkey), 6529 nucleotides long. It is a transcript of the gene PTGDR, whose product is annotated as prostaglandin D2 receptor. Gene Ontology annotation, cellular component: plasma membrane. The record is from RefSeq and is a predicted model, not a curated record. Gene Ontology annotation, biological process: positive regulation of cytosolic calcium ion concentration; inflammatory response; G protein-coupled receptor signaling pathway. Lineage: Eukaryota; Metazoa; Chordata; Mammalia; Primates; Cercopithecidae. Gene Ontology annotation, molecular function: prostaglandin D receptor activity.